Messenger RNA from Lactuca saligna, 2140 nucleotides. NCBI's taxonomy places the organism in Eukaryota, Viridiplantae, Streptophyta, Magnoliopsida, Asterales, Asteraceae. The record is from the annotation of a GenBank genome assembly.
AUGAGCAGUUUCCGGCCCCAAAUCAGAUACCUAGUUCGGCCCGGUUGUAGAUGGUUCAUUUAUAAAGGCCCAUUAACGAAACCCAAUAAAAACUCCCUGCUGCCGCCUCCCGCUUGCCGUCACCAGGCGAACGUCCACUGUCUGUGCCCUGCUAACGCCACAGCACUACCACUAACUGCUGCCUCCCUCCUGCGUCCUUCAGGUUUUGUUAAUUGGGAUUUCGCCACUGUUACCGAUGUCGAUUACGAAGUUGAUGAAGAAGAGGAUUCAUGGUCAUCUGAUUCUGAAAUCGGAGAAGCCUUGGAUUAUCUGGACGCCAAAGAUGAUUCAGGAGCAGUUGAUGGAGCUCUAGUACUCAAUGCAAGACGUCCAAAUGCUCAUGGUGGAAUCCACUCGCGGCCUAACGCUUCUCCUCUCCAACCACUCUCUAAUCGGAACCAGAAGUUUACUAAUCAUAUCAGAGCUUCGCCAUUAGAGGAGUGGGAAGGAAGAUGGGAUUCUGGUAUGUCAAACUCUGUCACCACUGCCAUACGUGAAAGUGUCAGAGGGAUGGCCAUUGGUAAAACUAAAACUACUGAAAAAGCUGAUCGAGCAACUGUUGAACAGGCAAUUGAUCCUAGAACUCGUAUGGUUUUAUUCAAAAUGUUGAAUCGAGGUAUUUUCCAUGAUAUCAAUGGCUGCAUUUCAACUGGGAAGGAGGCAAAUGUUUAUCAUGCUACAAGAUCCGAUGGCCAGGAACUUGCAAUCAAAGUUUACAAAACUUCUGUUCUUGUUUUCAAGGAUAGAGAUCGAUAUGUACAAGGUGAUUAUCGAUUUAGAUACGGAUAUUGCAAGCACAACCCAAGAAAAAUGGUUAAGACAUGGGCUGAGAAGGAGAUGAGGAAUCUUAUGAGACUGAAGGCAGCUGGUAUUCGUUGCCCCACCCCAAUUCUUUUAAGACUCCAUGUCCUGGUUAUGGAGUUCAUAGGCAAUACUGGAUGGGCUGCACCCCGGCUUAAAGAUGCUGCACUGUCGCUUGAUAAGCUACGGGAAGGUUAUUUUGAGAUGAUAACUUCAAUGCGUGUAUUAUAUCAAAAGUGUAAGCUAGUACAUGGAGAUCUUAGUGAAUAUAACAUACUUUACCAUGAGGGUCACAUGUACAUCAUUGAUGUAUCUCAAUCAGUUGAUCUUGAUCAUCCUCAUGCACUUGAUUUUCUGAGAGAGGAUUGUGUUCACGUAUCUGAUUUUUUCAAGAAAGGUGGAGUAGCUGUUAUGACUAUCCGUGAAUUGUUUGAUUUUAUUGUUGAUCCUUCGAUUAAUGAAGAUUCUGUGGAUAGUUACUUGGAGGAGGCUCAACAAAAAGUUUUGGCUAGAGGAGAUGAGAUAUCUGCAGAGGAAGAAAUUGCAGAUGCUGUUUUUGUCCAGUCAUACAUCCCAAAGACUUUGGAUAAUGUGACAAAUGCUGAGGAAGAUGUGAUACGAUUGACAAGUGGGCAAGACACUGGGGAUAUGUAUUAUAAGACCAUUACAGGGCUCAAUCAUGCACGAUCUAUUGAACAACAACAGCAUAAUGAAGCAAAUCUUGAACAAAAUGCCCCUGGUGGUGGUCAAACAGAAGGUUUAGACUUGCAAGAUGAUGAUGAAUCAGAGGGUGAAACAGAUGAUGAUGAUGAUGAUGAUUUUUCUGAUGAUGAAAAAAUGACAGCUGAGGAUAAAAAGUCAGCUAGGAAAGAGAAUAAGAAGAAAGUGAAAGAAGAGAAGAGAGAAGCUCGAAAGAGUAAAGUGCCGAAAGCUGUAAAGAAGAAAAAGAAGAAGUUGGCCAAAGCAAAGAAAUAUCGGUAGAGUUGACUUUAUAUAUAUUUAACAAUUUUGAUUCUGGUAUAUUGUAGAAAAUUGAUGACAGUUUUGUAUUGUGACUAGAGCUUUAUUUGCUUGUUUAUUUAUUGUUUACCGGUUUUAUAUCAACUGCUCUGGUGUUAUUGUAUAAUUUGUUGUAAUUUUCCUAUUAUUGAGUGUGUUUGUUAUGUUAGACAGUAGGUGUGACCCAACUUUCUAGUAAGUCUCGACCUUUGUAGAGAGCUGGAUCACACCCGGUAUCUAGUGCAAUAAUGUAUGUACUAAACAGACUUGAUAAUAGAAAAGUUACAAAAGAUAAUGCAAU